AUGACUUUGGAGUCAAGACGCGUUCCAGUUGAGGGCCAUAGCCUUCUAUCAAAUCUUGUUCUGGGAACAAGAGUUAACGUGAUUGGAGUAGUAAAAUCGUAUUCACCUCCAAGAAGAUGUAGGGGUACAGAUUGGUUAUGCUCGUUUCAAAUAACGGACCCCUCACUGAAUGGCAAAGUAACAGUCAUCAUGUUUCGCGCACAAUACACAGAAAUACCGGAAGCGAGUAUUGGUAGCAUUUUCGUAGGAACCGGACUUAAGGUCAAUCAUUACAUGAAUUCACCACAACUUAUCGCUUACAAACUUGAAUCUACCUGUACAAUCAUAAAUGAUGACUUCAAAGGGAAUAAAUUCUCUCAUGUAAUGCACAAUAGAGUUACCGAGAUCAUGGCUUAUUCUGAACACUUACGAAGUUGGUGGAACAAUCUAGAGAUUCUUUACGCUGGACGACAAGAAUCACGUAAAUUAAUUACGAUUGCUGAUAUUCGACCGAAUAUUUUUUUCGACACCAUUGCCGAGGAAGUACCUUGUAAAUUUCUUACACGUGGCCGUAUUGUCGAUUUCGGACCUGAUUUUGAAAAAUUUAUACGACCAUUUUGCGCUGCCUGUGAUGAAGUAAUAUUUCCUAAACAUGAAGGUUCAAAUCAAUACCAUGAUUGUCCACAUGAUACCACUUUUAUAUAUGACUUUUUUUUAUUGGUUGAAGAUAAAUUUGGUGAACGACUUUCCGUAUUAGUCUUUGGGCCUGACGCAGUUAAAUUUUUAAAAGAAUUGCGACCAACCAGUGUUAUGGAAAAUGAAAGUUCAAGACAAAUAUUUCAAAACUUGAUUACAAAGUUGUUAGGAAAUGUUUUAGACCAUGAUCAACCCACAGAAUUUUUUGAUUUCUGUGUUGAAUCUUAUUACGUUCCGGACUAUGGAGAAAGACUUUAUAAAUUAACUAACACUAUCUUGGAAAUAUAA
This is a messenger RNA of Cetraspora pellucida, 963 nucleotides long. Lineage: Eukaryota; Fungi; Glomeromycota; Glomeromycetes; Diversisporales; Gigasporaceae. The record is from the annotation of a GenBank genome assembly.